Molecule: messenger RNA, 4522 nt
Organism: Contarinia nasturtii (swede midge)
Lineage: Eukaryota; Metazoa; Arthropoda; Insecta; Diptera; Cecidomyiidae
Product: titin-like
Exons: 9
Coding region: 404-4522 (1372 amino acids)
Source: RefSeq, a predicted model, not a curated record
UUUAAAACGACGGACGUCUUAGUUUAAUAUUAGUCUCGGGAUUACGAAAAAUCAAAUCUUUGCCUAUCUUAUGGGCACAAGAUCGACUUUCUUAGAUGAUAGUGUGAAUUUUUUUCAACGAACUGUCAAUUGAAAACAAUUCAACAAUAUCAAUAAGGAAAUAAAUAAAUAACAUCGACGAUUACUUCUGUUUUCAAUAAGUUUUUUUUAAUGGAAUUUAGUGCUAAUCAAUCGUUUUUAUUGGAGUAAUCAACUACGCCAUACGAAAGAAAGAAGAGAAUCGAGAAAAAAAAAAUUAUAGUGAAGAAGCAGAGAGAGAGAGAAAAGAUUUGAAAUUGUUGAAUAGGAAGAAAAUUUUGUGUGCAUAUUGUGUGAGAUAUAAAAGAAUUAAAAGUGUUAUAUAAUGCAUCGGCAAAAUUUUAGUUCGCAACAACAAAAAAGCGUGCAAGAGUAUGCUGUCAAUCAGGACAGCAAUCAAUACCAUCAGCAGCUACAGCAGCAGCAGCAGCAACAACAGCAACAACAGUUAGCUCAGCAACAAAGGAUUACGCGUACCGAGCAUACUAUUCGUCAAGUAACGCAGCAAAGAGUACAUGGUUUAGACAACCAACAAGGUGGUUCAGUUUAUCAACCACAGGGUCAAAGUGAUAUUUCACCACCAGUAUUUGAAAAGAUUUUCAAAAAUGCGCGUUUCGCACAAGGCGGCAAUGCAUUGUUUGAAGGAAAAUUACGGGGAAAUCCGAAACCGGUUGUUUCUUGGACGCGAAAAGGCGCACCACUUCUCGCCUCCAACAAAUACCAGAUAAAUUACAAUGAUAAUACGGGUGAUGUAUCACUUUUAAUUAAUCAAAUUGGCCCUGGUGAUGAAGGCGAAUACACAUGCAAGGCUAGAAACCAAUAUGGUGAAGCAAUCUGCUCGGUACAUAUUCAACCAGAAGGUCAACCGCUACCACCAAUGCAAAAUGUUCAUCAACAAUUUUAUAGGCAACAAAAUCAAACAAAUCAAUAUUCAAAUGGCUAUUCAUUCACAUCGAUUCAUGAAGAAUUCAAAGUAGACACAUUUGAAUAUCGUAUUUUACGCGAAACGUCAUUCAGAGAGUCUGUGACGCGUCGUAAUGUUGGUGAACAUGAUUAUAAUUUAUGCUAUGAAGUUGAUCGUAAUCUUGGACCAGCAACACCACCACAAAUAACACAGAAACCUCGUAAUUCAAAAUUAGUCGAAGGAGCUGAUGCCAGUUUUUCGGCCAAAGUGGGUUCGAAUCCAAGACCAAGAUUGACAUGGUUCAAAGAUGGACAACGUUUGGUCGAAAGCAACAAACAUGAAACGAUUUAUUCCAAUAGUCAAGCAACAUUGCGCAUUAAAAAUUCAAAUGCCAAUGAUUCUGGUCAUUAUACAUUAUUAGCCGAAAAUCCACAAGGAUGUGUUGUUUCAUCGGCUGUUUUAGCCAUUGAACCAGCCCAAGAAGUGCCAGUCUAUCGACAACCAGAUGCACAGGCCGAAUUGGCCGAACAAGGUAAAGCAUUAGCACCAAACUUUAUUCGUGUCUUUGAGAAUAGAGAUGUGACUGAAGGAAAAAUGACACGAUUUGAUUGUCGUAUUACGGGCCGUCCGUAUCCAGAAGUUUUUUGGUUUAUCAAUGAUAAACAAUUGCGUGACGAUGCAACGCAUAAAAUUCUUGUUAACGAAUCGGGCAAUCAUUCGUUGAUGAUUACAAAUGUGAGCCGAUAUGAUGCUGGCACGGUUACAUGUGUUGCACGUAAUAAAGCUGGUGAAGUAGCAAUUCAAGCUCAAUUAGGGGUAGUUGAAAAAGAACAAGUGGUCGCACCCAAAUUUGUUGAACGUUUCACUACCGUUAAUGUACGCGAAGGUGAACCAGUUUUAUUGAACGCACGUGCAAUUGGAACACCAGUGCCACGUAUCACAUGGCAAAAGGAUGGAUGCACAUUGGCACCAAAUCCAAAUCUCUACAUUUCGGUUGAUGGAGGUGCCACUUCACUUGAUAUACCAAGAGCAACGGCUGCUGACGCUGGAUGGUAUCAAUGUACCGCUCAAAAUGUUGCUGGAUCAACAGCAACACGAGCACGUCUUUACGUGCAAUUACCUAAAGAUCCAACUCCCGAGCAAAGACGUCUUUACUUCCCACGACCGACUAAGAUUAUCGAACCUGAACCUGAACCCGAACCCGAAGUUAUUUAUUUGCGACAUGUUGAACGUGCAAGACCGCAUGCUCGACCUGAAGAUGGAGAUCGUGUUUACCCACCACCUCAGUUUAUUGUACCAUUGAGAGAUGUCACACAAACUGAAGGUGGUAAGAUUCACUUCGAGGGUCGUAUUGAACCAGUUGGUGACCCCACGAUGUAUGUUGAAUGGUUUUUGAAUGGAAGACCAUUAGUUGCGAGCUCUCGAUCAACGUAUACAUUUAAGUUUGGAUUUAUUGCACUUGAUAUGUUGAGUGUUAUCGCAGAAGAUAGCGGUGAAUAUGUGUGCCAGGUCACAAGUGCAACUGGUGUAGCCGAAUCGCGAGCCAUUUUACAAGUGACACAACGUUCAAUGAUCGAAAAGUCAACGCAAAAUCCGAACAGCUUGCAAUAUAUACAACAAUUAGAAGAUUAUUCAAAAUAUCAACGAACCGAAAGCGUUGACGAAUCAGUUAAUCAAAAGCCAGCUUUCAUUCGUCCACUGAGGAAUUUGGGUCAAUUGGAAGAGGGUAGAAAUGCCCAUUUCGAAGGUCAAUUAACGCCUGUAAACGAUUCAACAAUGAAAGUUGAAUGGUAUAAGGAUGGUCAUCCAAUCACAGCAAGUUCACGAAUCACAGCAAUCUUCAACUUCGGCUAUGUCUCUCUCAAUAUAUUACACUUACGAGCUGAAGAUGCUGGUUCAUACACUUGCCGUGCAGUGAAUCGUUUAGGAGAAGCCAUAAGUACAGCAACGAUUCAAGUUUUCUCCCGUAACACUGUUACCGCUGACCUUGGAAUUCCCGAACAACAACGUUUUAUCGAAAGCGUUGAAGAGCUCGAGUCUCAUCAACGCCAACAACAACAAAAAUACGCACAGGAGAUACCCGAAAGUGUGUCACCACCUGUAUUUAAAACACCAAUCAAAGAUCAAUUGAAUAUUCGUGAAAAUGGAUUUGCCCAUUUCGAGGCUCGCCUUGAACCAGUUGGUGAUUCCACAUUGAAAGUGGAAUGGUUCAAAGAUGGACAUCCAAUUAAGGCAAGCUCAAGAAUCACGUCAUUCUUUAAUUUCGGCUAUGUUGCACUGACCAUCAAACAAGUGUCGGUUCAUGACAUUGGCACCUAUACAUGCCGUGCAAUCAAUGCACGUGGCCAGGCCACAACAUCGGCUCAAAUUACAGUUGUUACCAAGAAUGACAUUAGCUUUGACACCAAUCAUCCAGGCGGAUUGGAAAAAAUCCAAAAUCUCGAAGACACAAGCAGAUACAGCCGCAAGACAGAAGAAGAUGUGCAAAUUUUGCAGAAACCACGGUUUUUGGGUCCAUUGAAGGGAACAAAUAAAAUUAUUGAAGGACAACGCGCUCAUUUUGAAGCUCGUGUAGAACCACAAAACGAUCUUAAUCUCAAAAUCGAAUGGUAUCACAAUGGCAAACCCAUUAUGCCAGCUAAUCGCAUCCAAAUCUAUCACGAUUUCGGUUAUGUCGCAUUAGAUAUACUGAGCGUACGAGCUGAUGAUGCCGGAGUUUAUACUGUAGUUGCCAGAAAUCAACUUGGUGAAGAACAAUUGUCCGCACAAAUGGUAGUUGAAACUCGUUCAAGCAUCGAUACAUCAUCAAUGCAUAAAGGCAUCUACGAAAAAACACAAAAAUUAGAGAAUUCGAAAUUUGUUGAACCUCAAUAUGAAAUCGAAGAGAUUUCAAAAUCGAAACCUUAUUUCGUUCAACCUUUAUCCGACCCAAAACCAGUCAACGAAGGAAAGAACAUUCAUUUGGAAUGUCGUCUUGAACCAUUGGGUGAUCCAACAAUGCGUGUUGAAUGGUUCCAUAAUGGAAAACCAAUUACAAUUGGAUCACGUUUCCGAACAUAUUAUGAUUUCGGUUUUGUCGCUUUGGACAUUAUCCAUGCAAGUAGUUUGGACUCGGGCGAAUAUACGGUUCGGGCAACGAAUCAUCUUGGCUCCGCACAUACAUCAUCAUGUGUUCGCGUCAUUGGCCGAUCGGAUAUUGUGACUGAUACUCAAAAUGAAAUGUCUUUGGAACAUAUUCAAAUGCUUGAGGAAUCGUCACGUCGUCAAAACCAAGUGGCCGACGAUAUAACUGUUUUGCAAGCACCACAAUUCACUCGUCCAUUGCAUAACAUUGAAACGGUCGAAGGAACAAAUGUUCAUCUUGAAUGUCGAUUGCAGCCGGUCGGUGAUCCAACAAUGAGAGUGGAAUGGUUUGUCAACGGUCAUCCACUUAAAUUUGGUCAUCGAUUUAGACCAGCUCAUGAUUUCGAUUAUGUUGCUUUGGAUCUUUUGGGUGUAUAUGCUGUCGAUUCAGGCGUUUACACAUGUCAGUAUCCGUAA